Molecule: messenger RNA, 1089 nt
Organism: Aspergillus ochraceoroseus IBT 24754
Lineage: Eukaryota; Fungi; Ascomycota; Eurotiomycetes; Eurotiales; Aspergillaceae
Product: NAD(P)-dependent alcohol dehydrogenase
Exons: 3
Coding region: 1-1089 (362 amino acids)
Biological process (GO): alcohol metabolic process
Molecular function (GO): alcohol dehydrogenase (NADP+) activity
Source: RefSeq, a predicted model, not a curated record
AUGGCCCAGCAGGACUACAAGUUUGAAGGAUGGAUGGGGUUGGACCCCAAGUCGGCUGAUGGGAAUAUGGUCUGGCAGGAGUUUGAGCCCAAGGCCUGGGAAGAGACCGACAUCGAUAUCAAGGUCACCCACUGCGGUGUCUGUGGCUCGGAUUUGCACACGCUUCGAAGUGGCUGGAAACCUGCGCUGUACCCCUGUUGCGUGGGCCACGAAAUUGUGGGAAUCGCCGUCCGUGUCGGCUCCCAGACCGACGGCAGCAUUAAAGUGGGAGACCGUGUGGGAGUUGGGGCCCAGAACGACUCCUGCUUGGGACGUCUAGGGGACUGCCCCGAAUGUGCCAUGGGCUGGGAGCAGUACUGUCAACAGAAGAUGGUGGGCACCUACAACGGCGUCCACCUGAAUGGCGACAAGUCCUAUGGUGGGUAUGCGCUUUAUAACCGUUCGACCGCCCAUUUCGUUGUCAAGAUCCCGGACGCCAUUCCUUCCGCCGAUGCCGCACCUAUGCUCUGCGGCGGUGCUACCCUCUACAGCCCUCUCAAGCACAACCAGUGCGGCCCCGGGAAGCGGGUGGGUAUCAUUGGCCUUGGUGGUCUCGGUCACUUUGGUGUCCUGUUCGCCAAGGCUAUGGGCGCGGACAAGGUCGUCGCUAUUUCGCGCAAGGCCGCAAAGAGCGCGGAUGCGCUGAAGAUGGGGGCGGAUCUCUACAUCGCUACCGAUGACGAGCCCGACUGGGCUACCAAAUACGCUCGCACCUUGGAUAUUAUUGUCUGCACAGUGUCCUCGUCCAAGAUGCCCAUGGCUGAAUAUAUCGGCCUCCUUGCCACGGACGGCAGCUUUGUCCAAGUUGGCCUGCCGGACGACGGGGUGCUCAACGCCCCCAUCCCUCAUCUUAGGCGUCGUCUUAGGAUCGGAGGUUCCUUUAUCGGAAGCCCGGAUGACAUCAGAGAGAUGCUGGCUCUCGCGGCGGAGAAGGGGUUGAAGCCUUGGAUCGAGGAGGUCCCGAUGAAGGACGCCAAUAAGGCGAUUGUCGAUAUGGAAAACGGCAAAGCACGGUACCGUUACGUGUUAGUCAACGAGGAGGAACACUAG